ACCGCUUCAUGUGUGUGAGCACUGAGUACCCCAGUGGACAUUUGCACCAUGGAUCCUCCAACCAGGGACUCUCCGGCCAGACCAGGCUUUCAGAGGGUUGAAGUCCAUAAGACAACGUGGGACGUCCCUCAAAGAUACACAACGCUGUGGGCUGUCGGCUCCGGGGCCUACGGGACAGUUUGCUCCGCCAUUGACCAGAAGACUAAGGAAAAGGUGGCCAUCAAGAAGCUAUAUCGUCCUUUCCAGUCCCUCACCCACACCAAACGGGCCUACAGAGAACUCCGGCUUCUUCGUCAUAUACAACAUGAAAACGUGAUAUGCCUCCUUGACGUCUUCACACCUGAUUCCUCCGUGGAGAAAUUCCAAACUUUUUAUAUGGUGAUGCCCUUCGUAGCGCAGGAUCUGGGCCACAUCAUGAAGAAGCGGCGAUUAACCCAGCGCAUCAUCACAUACCUGUUCUACCAGAUUCUCAGAGGACUUAAAUACAUCCAUUCCGCAGGAAUCAUCCAUCGGGACUUGAAACCUGGUAACCUCGCUGUCAACGAGAACUGUGAACUAAAGAUACUGGACUUUGGACUAGCUCGGCAGACAGAGAGUGAGAUGACUGGUUACGUGGUGACCCGCUGGUACCGCGCCCCGGAGAUCAUAUUCAACUGGAUGCACUACAGUCAGACAGUUGACGUCUGGUCUGGCGCCUGCAUCCUGGCCGAGAUGAUCACCGGUCAGGUUCUGUUUCCUGGACACGACAGUAUUGAUCAACUGAAAAAGAUCCUCCGUCUGACCGGAACUCCAGACUCCACCUUGGUGCAGAAGAUGCAGAGUAAAGACGCACAAUCCUAUGUUCAAGGUCUCCCGCCGCAAAAGAAGAAGAACUUCAAGGAGGUGUUCGAGUCCAUGGAGGACAAAGCUGUGUCGCUGUUGGAGGGCAUGUUGCUGCUGGAUCCAGAGACCAGGUUGACGGCCGAGCAGGGACUGUCGCACGCCUUCUUGGCUGAAUACCACGAUCCGGAGAGCGAGCCCGGCUCUGUGCUUUACGACGACUCCUUUGAGAGCAUGGAGCUCACCAUCGGGGAGUGGAAGAGUCUCAUCCAUAUGGAGAUCAUGACCUUUGACCCUGACGAGCCCAGUAGGACAGCCAUAUAGGGUGAUGCAACAAUGCACUUCAAUUACUUCCACUGUGAAGGUGAAGUUAAAAAAAAAAGACAGAGGUAUCACUCCCUACAUUAUUGACAUGUCGACGCCUCUCAAUGUUACUACCGCUUGUUACCACAUUUCUUACCAGUGUAGAUGAAGAUGGAAACACCCAAGAAGGUCAACGUUGUGAACGCACGCUUCUCCUCUCAGUUUCUCAUUGCAAAUGCUGUAAUUGUUUUUGACGUAAUCUGAUAUUAAAAACGCGUAUAUGUUCAUCACAUAUAUUACGGCAAUAUUUAAUUGUUUUUUUUCUAAUGUUAAGAAAUUAAAAAUGGGAGCAACUGUCAGAAUUGUACGGAGCCCCUAA
This is a messenger RNA of Nerophis lumbriciformis (worm pipefish), 1501 nucleotides long. RefSeq names its product mitogen-activated protein kinase 12. Gene Ontology annotation, molecular function: MAP kinase activity; ATP binding. The record is from RefSeq and is a predicted model, not a curated record. NCBI's taxonomy places the organism in Eukaryota, Metazoa, Chordata, Actinopteri, Syngnathiformes, Syngnathidae. Gene Ontology annotation, biological process: protein phosphorylation.